CUUGGGUCUGACAGCUAUGCCUCUUGCAGCACAGAACCAACAGUAAAAAAAAAGUGUGUAAAACCACUACGACGUAAAUAAAUGUAGAUGUGCAAAACGAAUGCGCUAUGAGCCAAACUGAAAGGAUACGAGGAAUAUGUUUUAGAUCUACCAUUUUUACGUCUUCCCGUAAACGUCAAGAAAAUCUACUCGGAACCGACUUUCUCUACAUUUGUUUAUGUCCGGACUGCAAAGACGAAGGACAUCAACAAACCCUGACACUCGUGGUGGGACAUUGUAUUCGGAACUUGCCCAUGAAUUUAUCACAAACGAAAACUGAAUGUUAAGUGAUUCGGUCGUAUGUCGUCGUUGUUCUCAUAAGCAUGAUUUUGGUUGAAUCUGGUCUCUACAUCGGGGCCGCCUCGGACGUCAAAGACUUGACAAAAUUAUCGAGUGUGGGAAUCACUCAUGUUCUCACUGUGGACUCCGAACAAGUAGCUUUGCCAACUCAGUUCAUUACCAAAUAUGUUAGGGCCCUUGACGAUUCGUCCACUGAUCUUCUCAGUAAAUUGGAUGAGUGUGUUGAAUUUGUUGAAGCCGGGAAGCAAGCUUCGUUUUCGGUACUUGUUCACUGUCAUGCAGGGCAAAGUCGGAGUGCUGCAGUGGUCACCGCAUACCUCAUGAAAACACACAGGAUAACUCUUAAAGAAGCUCAGAGUAAACUCAUUCAUAUUAAAUCUGAUGUGAAGAUAAACGAGAAUUUUCUGGACCAGUUAACAUUGUACGAGUCGUUUGGAUGCGAAGUGGAUUUCUGCUCCCCGCAAUACAAGCAGUUCAGACUUCAAAAUCUCACAGAACGAUACACAGAUCUGAAAGAUUUGCCAAAAGAAGUCUUUGCUGCAGAUCCUGGGCAAAUCCAAAGCACAGAGAUUUCCUACAGAUGUAGAAAGUGCAGACGUACACUCUUCUGUGGCUCCAGUGUCCUCAGCCAUGAGGUGGGGAGCGGCCCGGCUGCCUUCCCACACAAGAAGACUGCAGGCCCUGGCUCUGGACACCACGCAGGCUGCACCUCCUACUUUAUCGAACCAGUGCGGUGGAUGGAGGACGCACUGCUGGGAGUGUUGGAUGGGCAGCUCUUGUGUCCAAAGUGCAGCUCCAAACUGGGCUCCUUUAACUGGUAUGGGGAGCAGUGCUCCUGUGGUCGCUGGGUGAGCCCGGCCUUCCAGAUGCACAAGAACAGAGUGGACGAAAUCAAACACGUCAAUAUAUCUGCUCUGAAGUGAUGGCUUGGGAAACUGUGUCAGUGCCUGUCUGGCUCUGAAGAUGUAAUUUUAAAAUCACACGUUUGCAAGACGCAAGAGUGAAUAUAAAUACCAUGUUUGAACUUGAUUGGGAAAAUGUUUUUUCAUGGAGGACAAACAUCUCUUCAGGUGUGAUCAUCAUUGAUAAAAUCAUGCUGUUUUUUCAUAGGUUUUUACUACUACAAUUUCCACCUUACCAGAUCUGUUCCUAAAUGUCCUAUAAAUUAAUCCAUUCUCCUGUUUUUUCUGAUUGAAUUUAAUGCAGUAUAAUGAACAAUCCCAAGGGGUCAGUAAAGGCAUGACACAGGCUGCGUACCACACUGACGCAACACCACGUACACUCUCAAACUAUGAAAAAUCCCCAAAAUGCAGACUGUAUUGCAAAAUGAUUGUAAAAAAAGAUUUUGUAUAAAUAAAUGUACAACAUCUGGGGGAAAAAAA
Messenger RNA from Clupea harengus (Atlantic herring), 1721 nucleotides. It is a transcript of the gene dusp12, whose product is annotated as dual specificity phosphatase 12. Gene Ontology annotation, biological process: protein dephosphorylation. NCBI's taxonomy places the organism in Eukaryota, Metazoa, Chordata, Actinopteri, Clupeiformes, Clupeidae. The record is from RefSeq and is a predicted model, not a curated record. Gene Ontology annotation, cellular component: nucleus. Gene Ontology annotation, molecular function: protein tyrosine/serine/threonine phosphatase activity.